UCAGGAACUUAAUGUUUUGGAAUAAAUGGAGAACUGUUAUUGGCUUUUGGUGUUAAAAGCUAAACGUCAAAUGGCUAACUAGAAAAUUGAGACUAAAUGAUCAGUGUUUUCUGCUGGGCUGAAUUUAGCUUAGGAGAGCAGAAUCUUUUGACCAAUGACUGGGGUGUUUGUUUAUCUGUUUAAUUUCAUAUUCCUUUGUUUCUGUCGAGUCAUGGGUGAUGUAGACUGUGAUCUCGCUGGCUUUAUUGGCUGUGUGCUGCCGAACUCGAGUGCUAAUGAUCUGGUAUUGGAGGCUCUCCAGACAUUAGGUGUGGAAUCCAUAGAAGAUCUGAAUUAUAUCCAGGAGGCAGACCUGGUCAAUGUCCUGAGGCCAGUGGAAGCUAGAAAACUCAUUGCACGUGUUAAAGCUUUAUCUGAAAAGAAUGUCAGUGAGAAUCCUGACCCAUCACCCAGAGCUGAUUCACAAAGCACUACAGCCACACCCAGAGGAAUGAUGAGCCCUACAGCCACACCCAGAGGAAUGAUGAGCCCUACAGCCACACCCAGAGGAAUGAUGAGCCUUACAGCCACACCCAGUGGAAUGAUGACAAGUGUAAUGCCAGGCAGAGACUAUUCAUCCUCAGGUGAAUGCUAUGAAAAUGAUCCCAGCUCUCCACUGUCUAGCUCAAGCUCAACUGCAUCUUCAGCUCCUCAUAGAUUAGCUCCAGUAGACAACAACUGGCACUUUACUUUUGAACUCCCAUGGAGUAAAAUGCCAUCAGGGAUUAUGAGAAAACUCCAAAACAAAGAGCGGCCAACAGGACGGGAAAGGCGCGAGAUGAUCCGCCUGGUGGUAGGAGAGGUCCUAACCAUCUGCCCCACACCAGGGAAGAAACACUUUGAUGCAAUCGCUAGGAAGAUUGUUCAAGCCUACCCUCUGUCAUUCAAAGACGUCAUUGAAGGUCAAGUUGUGGGCAGUGGUUUUGAUUCAUUAACCAAGCAGCUGCAGAGCAGAGCUGACAAUCUUAAAAGGGGGAAAACCUCCCUUUCCUUAAAAAGACAAGCAUCUAGCACAAGUGAGGAGGGAGAAGAUGUACCUUUAAAGAAGAUCAGAGUCGAUACAUAUGGCUGUGUAAAUUGGCAACCAAAGCGAAUGCCACUGGGUGAAACCAUGGAGACACAGAAAUGUAUGAAAGAAGACUUAAAAAACAUGCACAAAAAUCGAAGCAAGGAUACCAAAAGUGUUGAAAAGAAAAUGGUGGCAACUUUCUUUACUCAAAGAAGUGACAUAAUAAGCGGAAUGGAAACCCCUCUUCUGAUCACAGAGUGGCCAUAUCUGUUCGAGAUGUGUGGCAUGAUUGCUCACUUUAAAGAACUAACAGGUGUGGAUGUUGAUAGAGAAGCUCUGUCAAGCAAAUGUGGGCGAGUCGUUUCAUAUCUCCUGUCCCGUGAGAAAAAAAAAAAAACUGAAGACAUCCUAACAGGUAUGGCAAUUGCCAAAGCUAAGCAUCUAGAUGCUGAUAUUCCUGCAUGUGUGAUGCUUCUUUUGAGCCAUUUCGGUGAAGACCAGGACAAGAUGUUCCUGACAGUUGAUGAAACAUGUCUGCCUUCUGAAGUUGAUCAGCUUCCAAGCACACCGUGCAUCGUUGUGUGUGGGAGUUCUGCCCUGACAUCUGAACACUUCAUGGUUGCAGUUGAUCAGACCAUCGUAAAUGGAAAUCUUACAGAUUUUGGCGAUGCCCUGGUACUGAUGUUUGCAACAUACUACUGCCUCAACAUCAGCUAUCCAGCAGAAAUGGCAGCAAGUCUGGAAUUCUUGCAGAGGUGCCUUUUCAAGAUCAACCCGGACAAGGGGAGCAAAGUCGAGAAAAGGGACUCCAAGAAAACACUAUCCAUCAAUCCCAAAGUUCUGUCUUUGAUAACCAAUAUUGCAGACUUUGAAUGGAGAGAGUAAAAGGCAUCUCGCAUAAAUUUUCAGAGAGACAUAUGGACAACAAAAGCAGGCACCAGUUUUUUUUUUAUGUUAACUUUUAAGACAGUUUCCUGUGAAAAGUAUAAAAAGGAUAUGCAUUCCGAGCAUGUUUGAUGGUUGCCCUUUUUCUUUGGUUGGAGUUCUUUAGGGGGAUUAUGUGUUGUAUAUGCGCGAGUUGAAUUUUUUUAUUCACCCUCCUGAGUUUGGAGUGAAGGGUGGAUGGCCCAGCUUUGUUUCUCUGCCACCUGUGACACUAGAGUAUUUUGCAUUUUUUCGAACUGAUAAAAAUUCUCACUAUUUUUCACAUUGAUAUUACAUACAGGUAGGUCGGCAGUAAAUAACAUUUUUAUAAUUGCGUAAGUUAUAAUUACUAUAAAAUAUAUAUAUAUAUAUUAUUUAAUUUAUUGUAUAGGUGUUAUUUGACUCAUUGAGUCUUAUAUUUUAUGUAUAAGCAAAAGUGUUGUAGAUAGUGAAUUUUUGGCCUUAAAAAUUACAACCAACAAAAGCAGGCACCACUUUUUUUUUUUUUUUUCUUUUUCUUUUUUUUCUUUUGAUGCUACGUUUUAAGACGGUUGCAUGUGAAAAGCAUAAAAAAGGGAUAUGCAUUCCGAGCAUGUUUGGUGGUUGCCCUUUUUCUUUUGUAGGAGUUCUUUAGGGAGAAUUAUGUUGAUUUGUUGGGCCUUAUGUGUUGUAUAUGUACGAGUUGAAUUUUUUUAUUCACCCUCUUGAGUUUGGAAUGGGGAGUGGAUAGGGUUACUGCCAAUGGAGCCGCUGCUCAGUGGGAACAUGGCCCAGCUUUGUUACUCUGCCCCCUGGGACACUAUAGUAUUUUACAUUUACAGAGUGGGUUUUUGACUUUAAAAAUUGCAACCAACAAAAGCAGGCACCACUUUUUUUUUUUACACACAUUUUAAGUUAUCUUGAAAGGAUAUGGAAGCCAUUGUUAAGUUUUUAUACUAAGCUGAACAAAGAAAUUGUUUUGUACUUUUAUAAUUAUAAUAAAAAUUAAAAAAGGAUUGGUAUAACUGUAACUGUGUAUUGUGAAAUAUUUUCCAAAUAUUAUUACAGGUAAUUGCUAUUACUACACAUCUAACAUUUUAGUUCAUAACAUUUAAAUGUAACACAUUUAGAGAUGGAAAUUGCAGUUUUUUUGACAGUUUAUUCUUGUAUUUGAAUAAUAAUAAUAAAAAAAAACCCUUGUAAUAUGUCUGACCUCCAUUUAAAACUUGGGCUUUCAUAAAGUAAUUUUUUUAAUGUGUAUUUUCUGUACAAACUGUCUUGAUUUUUUUUGUAGUAACAGUAGUAAUAUUCUGUACUUAAACUUGUUUAUCAUUGUUAAAGAUAAUUAUUCUGUUUUUUAAAGAGUGU
Messenger RNA from Astyanax mexicanus (Mexican tetra), 3319 nucleotides. RefSeq lists its product as uncharacterized. The transcript is spliced from 5 exons. Lineage: Eukaryota; Metazoa; Chordata; Actinopteri; Characiformes; Acestrorhamphidae. The record is from RefSeq and is a predicted model, not a curated record. The coding region runs from base 155 to 1933 and encodes 592 amino acids.